Bactrocera neohumeralis is the source of this 2102-nucleotide messenger RNA. Its product is annotated as kelch-like protein 17. The record is from RefSeq and is a predicted model, not a curated record. NCBI's taxonomy places the organism in Eukaryota, Metazoa, Arthropoda, Insecta, Diptera, Tephritidae. Gene Ontology annotation, molecular function: protein binding. Bases 391 to 1950 code for a protein of 519 amino acids. The transcript has 8 exons.
AUUGUGUCUACAAUACUUGUUAGUAAGAGUUCGCAUGUUAAGCCGUCAAGUUGUGUACGCUUUGAGCUCAUUGCAGUGCUAAGGCAUUGUGAUGUAAAUUACAACAACACAAACCGGUCUGAAAAAAUCCCCUCAAGCUGCAAACGCUGUAAAGUGAAGACUGAGCUGCUGCAUAUAGUUGAAGAUUCCGCGAUUGGCGAACGUAUUGUGAUUGACUAACGGCAAAAACGUUUUGAGCGUUCUUAUCUAAAUUUAGAUUUUUCUCAAAAGAAGCAAUUUAUACGUAUGUUAACUCCAAAGAGGCGGGAACUAUAUAAUUUUAAAUAUUUUUUCGAGGAUAUUUCAAAAGUUCGGUUCCUUUAAACUUUCACUGAACCAACAUCACAAAUUAUGAGCAGUCCAUUCAGUGAAUGCUCCAGUCACAGUCCUGUGUCUAUGUCUCCACGUUUACUUACGCACUCAUGUUCCUCGGAUGCGGCUAGUACAACAACAGUAGCAAGCUCGGAAGAAUCUUUGAAUAACUUUAUGCCAUCGCCUCCUACGGACUCUGCAACAUCGGGCAUAUACUGUGACGGAACGCAAAGCUUGCUGGACUUAAGAACAUCUCCAAUUAUAUAUAGCCAAGAAAGUCUACAAGAAGCAGAAAUCACUUUAAUUACAGCACCUUCUACAGAUUACAGCUUGGCUAGAGCGGAUCUACUUGAAAGCGAGGAACAAUGCAACAUUUUACGACAACGAGUUACAGAUUAUGAAAUCAAAAAUUUCAUGCAGGUGUGCAAAAGUCCAGAAUUCUUUGAUUUCGACGUCGAACACUUGCUGCGUUUAGUGGAGCAUGACGAAUUGAAUGUGAGCGCUGAGGCGGAUGUCUUCUGGGCCAUCCGGCGUUGGUACAAAUAUGACGAGGAGGCACGGAGGUGUCACUUACCCGAUUUGGUCGCUUGUUUACGGCUGACACAACUUGAUGUCGACUUUAUAUAUUCGCAUAUCAACAGCCUACCUGGUUGUGAGCUCCUGGUGAACAAGGCUGUGGAGUGGCUGCUACGGCCUUGCGCACGUGGUACAAUAUCACUGCGCUACACGAAACCGCGCAAAGUGCUACGAACCGAAGACGAGACGUACUGGAUCGUGGUGCAAACACGUGGAGAUCACAGGUUCGCGGACAAAUGCGUACUGCGCUAUAGCAAAGCUCUUAAUGAAUGGCAGAAGUGGACCGAUAUAAAAUUGGAACGCAGUAACUUUGCCAUAGUCCAAUUGGAGAACAGCAUCAUCUGUAUUGGCGGCUUGGGUCGUAAUACCAAGCCGAUCAAUCAUGUAAAUCGCUAUAAUUUGCAUACACAAGCUUGGGAGCCAAUGCCAUCGAUGCAACAGCGUCGAGUUUACAUGAGUGUUGCGCUGUUGGACGGCAAAAUAUACGUCAUCGGUGGACAGGAUGAAAAAUACCAAGCUCUGAACACCGUGGAAGUGUUCGAUACGGUUGCCGGACGCUGGCAGAAUAUGGCUAAUAUGUCUGUACGUCGAGCCUCCACAGCUGCUGCAGUUUUGGAUGGCAAACUUUAUGUGAUCGGUGGCUUUAAUCGAGCGCAUUUACGGUUAGUUGAACGGUAUGAUCCAGCAAAAAACAUUUGGACACAGUGUGCGGAAAUGAAUGAGGCACGCGGUUGGCCUGGAGUAGCUGUACACAAUGGGCAUAUUUAUGUGAUCGGCGGUUGGUUCAACGGCGCAAUGCGGACAGUCGAACGUUAUAAUUUAUCGGCUAAUAAAUGGACGACGAUAUGCUCCUUGAAUGUGGCGCGUGGUAGUAUUUGUGGACUGUCUAUGAAUGAGACACUUUGGGCGGUCGGUGGCUACGGUGAGGGCAUCCUUAGGGACACUGUGGAAGUUUACGAUGAGAAAAAUGAUAACUGGCUGGAAGAGAAAAUAUUACCAGAAGCUGGGCGAUACGUACGUUAAGAAAUGUAAAUAAGUAUUUUUAAACACAAGUGGCAACACUGAAAAAUUAUUUUAAGAUGUUCUCGCAGUGCGAAGAGCCCCAAUUCUUAUACGAAAAGUAAACAGGGAGAAAGAAAAUUAUUUUGUGAUAUUAAAUGGCAAUCCUAUUCAUA